Pelagomonas calceolata is the source of this 2715-nucleotide messenger RNA. NCBI's taxonomy places the organism in Eukaryota, Pelagophyceae, Pelagomonadales, Pelagomonadaceae. The record is from the annotation of a GenBank genome assembly.
AUGACACCAGCUAAGCUCAUCCUGGUAUUGGCAGCCGCCGCCCGCGGCGCCGCCGCGACGGUGCAGGGCACGGGCUCGGGCACGGACGCCGACCCCUGCCACACGACUAACUGCGACGUCCGCUACGCGCUCAGCAAGGGCGUUUGCUACGGCGCAGGUGGCGCGCACGGCAGCUGGACGUGUAACGUCGACGAGGCGACUUGUACCGCGGCAAGUGGCCACCACUACCCCUCGACGACGCUCACCGGCGGCUGCUGCAUGUGCGAGGGCGGCUGCCCCGCGUCGUUGGAGACUGGCACGAACUGCGCGGCAGGCUACGGCGCCGUCAGCAACCCCUACGAGACGACCUGCAAGUACACCGCCACGAUCGACCCGUUCGCGGGCCCGACGGGCUACUUCAAGUUUGAUGAGUGCGGCGACGUCGCCAACCCCGUCAUCGCGAUGAAGCAGGGCUCGACGUACGUCUUCGACCAGGCCGACGGGAGCAAUUGGUACCACCCGCUCGGCAUGGCUUAUUUCCCCGACGGCGCGCACACGGGCGUCGACGAGCUCGAGCCCGGCAUCGCGCAGACCGGCGGCAGCACCACCUGCGCCGCCGGCAACACGUGCCAGGCGCCGAUGUACUACAAGAACGGCGUCUUCACGGGCACGACGUACGACAACACGGCGGCCACGCCCGUCGGCGGCGACGACUUCGGCCUCGACGUCUACGAGCCGGAGUUCUUCUACCCCAAGGACCAGUGGUCCGAGAAUCUGUACUUCGUCGCGCUCACAGUCACGGACACGACCUACGCCAAGGAUUUGUUCUACUUCUGCCACAUCCACGCGGGCAUGAGCGGCGUCAUCAAGGUCCUCGACUCCUCGGCGGCCGCCGUCUCGACCGCCCACGCCACGUCUGUGUUCGACCCGGCCACCUACUACAUGACGCCGUCAACCUACGACCAGUCGUGCGGCACCUACGGCCUCGACGGCGGCUCCACGUCGUACAAGUCGGGCGCCACGUGUACCGACGAGGAGUUCCUGUGCCACACCGGAACGCUCGCCGAGGGCUCGUUCGGCGACUGCCUCAAGGCGAUGGACUGCCAGAUGGACACGGAAAUGAUGACGACCCUGGACACGGCGAGCGACGUCGCCUCAUUCAUGCACCAGAUGAUCCCGCACCACGAGAACGCGAUCAACAUGGCCAAACUCCUCCUCAAGCAGAACGCGCUCACGAUCACGCGCCGCAAGCUCCGCGAGGAGGGCCGCCGCCUCGACGACGACGGCGGCUGCGCGGACUGCGCCAUCGAGGACAUGCUCUGGUCGAUCAUCGUCGUGCAGGGCCACCAGGUCAUCACGAUGAAGGACUGGCUCGCCGCCAACUCCAAGCCCGAAAGCGCCACGUGCACGCACAGCCACCGCAUGCUCUCCACCCCGAACCUCCGCGUCGCGCCCGCCGUCGAGGCGCCGCGGCGCCUGACCGGGCACGCGGGCACGGGCGCGGGCACGGAGGCCGACCCCUGCGUGACGACGAACUGUAACACGGCCGGCACCGAGUGCACGUUCACCGCCACGGUCGACCCGCACGCGGGUCCGUCGGGCUACUACAAGUUCAACGAGUGCGGCGACGUCGCCAUGCCUGUCAUCUCGAUGAAGCGGGGCGUCAAGUACAUCUUCGACCAGAGCGACGCGAGCAACUGGUACCACCCGCUCGGCAUGGCUUACUUCCCCGACGGCGCCCACGCGGGCGUCGACGAGCUCGAGCCCGGCAUCACGCAGACGACCGGCGACGCCUGCGCCGCCGGCAACACGUGCCAGGCGCCGAGAUACUUCAAGGACAACGUCUUCGCCGGCACGACGUACGACAACACAGCGGCCACGCCCGUCGGCGGCGACGACUUCGGCCUCGACAACUACGAACCGGAGUUCUUCAUCCCGAAGGGCGACUGGCUCGCGACGAAGUACAAGGUCGAGCUCACGAUCACAGACACGGCCUAUGCGACGGACAUGUUCUACUUCUGCCACAUCCACGCGGGCAUGAGCGGCAUCAUCAAGAUCGCUGAUGCGACCACCGGCGCCGUCGUGUCGACGAAGACCGCCGCGACGACGCUGCCGGCCGACUACUACAAGACCCCCACGACCUACGACAAGUCGUGCGGCUCGUACGGUAUCGAUGCGUUCCAGACGUCCAAGGGCGCGUGCGGCAACGAGCACUUCGUGUGCACUACCGCUGCGACCCCGAGCGGCUCGUUCGGCGACUGCCUGAGCUCGAUGGACUGCGCCAUGGACUACAACAUGAAGACGACGCUCGACUCGAACGACGUCGUUUCUUUCAUGUGGCAGAUGAUCCCGCACCACGAGAACGCGGUCAAUAUGGCGAAGUUAUUGAUGAAGCAGAACGCGUUGACGCUCUCGCGCCGCAAGCUCCGCGGCGAGGGCCGCCGUCUCGACGACGAUGGCGGCUGCGCGGACUGCGCCAUCGACGACAUGCUCUGGGACAUCGUCUCGGUCCAGUCGCACCAGAUCCUCACGAUGAAGGACUGGCUCACCGCCAACGGCAAGGCCGAGUCCGGCACGUGCAGCGCGGCCCUCGGCGCCGCCGACGCCGCCGGCCACGUCGCCCCGACCAUGCUCGCCGCCGGCCUCGCCGCCGCGGCCCUCCUCGCCGCCUAGUCGUCCCCAUCGAAGGCGCGAUCGACCCCUGUCCCCCUUUCGUGCAAAAAGCGCCGCCCUUAA